Neomonachus schauinslandi (Hawaiian monk seal) is the source of this 3117-nucleotide messenger RNA. RefSeq names its product EPH receptor A5 (gene EPHA5). The record is from RefSeq and is a predicted model, not a curated record. Lineage: Eukaryota; Metazoa; Chordata; Mammalia; Carnivora; Phocidae. Gene Ontology annotation, cellular component: plasma membrane; neuron projection. Gene Ontology annotation, molecular function: ATP binding; transmembrane-ephrin receptor activity; protein binding. Gene Ontology annotation, biological process: cell surface receptor protein tyrosine kinase signaling pathway; axon guidance; protein phosphorylation.
AUGCGGGGCUCGGGGCCCCCGGGUGCGGGACGCCGGAGGCCCCCGGGCGGCGGCGACGGCGACACCCCCAGCACCCCUGCAUCUCUGGCCGGCUGCUAUGCCGCACCUCGCAGGGCCCCCCUCUGGACGUGCCUUCUUCUGUGCGCCGCGCUUCGGACCCUCCUGGCCAGCCCCAGCAACGAAGUGAAUUUAUUGGAUUCACGUACUGUCAUGGGGGACUUGGGAUGGAUUGCUUUUCCAAAAAAUGGGUGGGAAGAGAUUGGUGAAGUUGAUGAAAAUUAUGCCCCUAUCCACACAUACCAAGUAUGCAAAGUUAUGGAACAGAAUCAGAAUAACUGGCUUUUGACCAGUUGGAUUUCCAAUGAAGGUGCUUCCAGAAUCUUUAUAGAACUCAAGUUUACUCUGCGGGACUGCAACAGUCUUCCUGGAGGACUGGGAACCUGUAAGGAAACCUUUAACAUGUAUUACUUUGAAUCAGAUGAUGAGAAUGGGAGAAACAUCAAGGAAAACCAAUACAUCAAAAUUGAUACCAUUGCUGCCGAUGAAAGCUUUACGGAGCUUGAUCUUGGUGACCGGGUUAUGAAACUGAAUACAGAGGUCAGAGAUGUAGGACCUCUAAGCAAAAAGGGAUUUUAUCUUGCUUUCCAAGAUGUGGGUGCUUGCAUUGCUUUGGUUUCUGUGCGUGUGUACUAUAAAAAAUGCCCUUCUGUGGUAAGACACUUGGCUGUGUUCCCCGACACAAUCACUGGAGCUGAUUCUUCGCAAUUGCUUGAAGUGUCGGGCUCCUGUGUCAACCAUUCUGUGACAGAUGAACCACCCAAAAUGCACUGCAGUGCUGAAGGGGAGUGGCUGGUGCCCAUCGGGAAAUGCAUGUGCAAGGCAGGAUAUGAAGAGAAAAAUGGCACCUGUCAAGUGUGCAGACCUGGGUUCUUCAAAGCCUCACCUCACAACCAGAGCUGCAGCAAAUGUCCACCUCACAGUUAUACCCAUGAGGAAGCUUCAACCUCUUGUGUCUGUGAAAAGGAUUAUUUCAGGAGGGAGUCUGAUCCACCCACAAUGGCAUGCACAAGACCCCCCUCAGCUCCUCGGAAUGCCAUCUCAAAUGUUAAUGAAACUAGUGUCUUUCUGGAAUGGAUUCCUCCUGCUGACACUGGUGGAAGGAAAGAUGUAUCAUAUUAUAUUGCAUGCAAGAAGUGCAACUCCCAUGCAGGUGUGUGUGAGGAGUGUGGCGGUCAUGUCAGGUACCUCCCCCGGCAAAUCGGCCUGAAAAACACCUCUGUCAUGAUGGUGGAUCUGCUCGCUCACACAAACUAUACCUUUGAGAUUGAGGCAGUGAAUGGAGUGUCCGACUUGAGCCCAGGAGCCCGGCAGUAUGUGUCUGUAAAUGUAACCACAAAUCAAGCAGCUCCCUCUCCAGUCACCAAUGUGAAAAAGGGGAAGAUUGCAAAAAACAGCAUCUCUUUGUCUUGGCAAGAGCCAGAUCGUCCGAAUGGAAUCAUCUUGGAGUAUGAAAUCAAAUAUUUUGAAAAGGACCAAGAAACCAGCUAUACAAUUAUCAAGUCUAAAGAGACAACUGUAACUGCAGAGGGCUUGAAACCAGCUUCAGUGUAUGUCUUCCAAAUUCGGGCACGCACAGCAGCAGGCUAUGGUGUUUUCAGUCGAAGAUUUGAGUUUGAAACCAUCCCAGUGUUUGAAGCAUCCAGCGAUCAAAGCCAGAUCCCUAUAAUUGCUGUGUCUGUGGCAGUGGGAGUCAUUUUGUUGGCAGUAGUUCUCGGCUUCCUCCUCAGUGGAAGUUGCUGCGAGUGUGGCUGUGGAAGGGCUUCUUCCCUGUGCGCUGUUGCCCAUCCAAGCCUAAUAUGGAGGUGUGGUUACAGCAAAGCAAAACAGGAUCCAGAAGAGGAAAAGAUGCAUUUUCAUAAUGGGCACAUUAAACUGCCAGGAGUAAGAACUUAUAUUGAUCCACACACCUAUGAGGAUCCCAAUCAAGCUGUCCAUGAAUUUGCCAAGGAGAUAGAAGCUUCAUGCAUCACCAUUGAAAGAGUUAUUGGAGCAGGUGAAUUUGGUGAAGUUUGUAGUGGACGUUUGAAACUUCCAGGAAAAAGAGAAUUACCUGUGGCAAUCAAAACCCUGAAAGUAGGCUACACAGAAAAGCAACGCCGAGAUUUCCUGGGUGAAGCAAGUAUCAUGGGGCAGUUUGAUCAUCCUAACAUCAUUCACUUAGAAGGUGUUGUGACCAAAAGCAAACCAGUGAUGAUAGUGACAGAGUACAUGGAAAAUGGAUCUUUAGAUACAUUUUUAAAGAAAAACGACGGGCAAUUCACCGUGAUUCAGCUUGUUGGCAUGCUGAGAGGCAUCGCUGCAGGAAUGAAGUACCUUUCCGACAUGGGCUACGUGCAUAGAGACCUUGCUGCCAGAAACAUCUUAAUCAACAGUAACCUUGUGUGCAAAGUGUCUGACUUUGGACUUUCCAGGGUGCUGGAAGAUGAUCCUGAGGCAGCCUACACCACGAGGGGAGGCAAAAUUCCAAUCAGAUGGACUGCCCCAGAAGCUAUAGCUUUCCGAAAGUUUACCUCUGCCAGUGAUGUCUGGAGCUAUGGAAUCGUGAUGUGGGAGGUUGUGUCUUAUGGGGAGAGACCCUACUGGGAGAUGACCAAUCAAGACGUGAUUAAAGCAGUAGAGGAAGGCUACCGUCUGCCAAGCCCCAUGGACUGUCCUGCUGCUCUCUAUCAGUUAAUGCUGGAUUGCUGGCAGAAGGACCGAAAUAGCAGGCCCAAGUUUGAUGAGAUCGUCAACAUGUUGGAUAAGCUGAUACGUAACCCAAGUAGCUUGAAGACGCUGGUUAAUGCAUCCAGCAGGGUAUCUAAUUUGUUGGCAGAACAUGGCCCACCGGGAUCUGGGGCCUACAGAUCAGUAGGUGAAUGGCUAGAAGCAAUCAAAAUGGGCCGGUAUACAGAGAUUUUCAUGGAAAAUGGAUACAGUUCAAUGGACGCUGUGGCUCAGGUGACCUUGGAGGAUUUGAGACGGCUUGGAGUGACUCUUGUCGGUCACCAGAAGAAGAUCAUGAACAGCCUUCAAGAAAUGAAGGUGCAGCUGGUAAAUGGGAUGGUGCCAUUGUAA